AUGCAGUCUUUGGCGCAGGAGAUCCAGAGCUUCUCGCGUGCACGCCUGAAGAGGCAGUGCACCCGGGUGACGUGUCUGAGCGGGCGGCGGGUCAUCGAGACGUGGAAGGGCAGCAGCAUCACGGUGGAGGAGGAGCCCACUGUGGCAGGCCCGGCUCUGGGCUACGUCCCUGACACCUCCUGGGACCUGCAGGUGGGAGCAGUCACAUCGUACCUGCUGCUCGGCUCUCAGGACGCCGCCCACGACUUCUCUACUCUCCAAAAACACAAGGUGUCUCACAUCCUGAACGUGGCCUUUGGAGUGGACAAUGUCUUCCCUGAGCUCUUCAUCUACAAAACGGUCAGCAUUCUGGACCAGCCUGACACUCCGCUGAUUGGCCACAUCCAGGAGUGCUGCGACUUCAUCACACAAGCCCGCACCGAGAAAGGCGUGGUGCUGGUUCACUGUAACACCGGCGUGUCCCGGGCUCCGGCGGUCGUCAUUGGUUACCUGAUGUCAUGUGACGGCAUGUCCUUUGAAGACGCAUUGUCUUUGGUUCGAACAGCUCGUCCUAACUCCGCCCCCAACCCCGGCUUCAUGGAGCAGCUGCAGAAGUACCAGAGUCCUGCAGUGAAUGGAGGCCUCCACUAGACUCCGACAGGGGGCGCUGUGCACACACAGACUUCCCUUCCUCUCAUUAAAGCAGACUUAUUGUGUUUGAGUGUUCUCUACAGUUCUAAUCUACGACACACAUGGAGCAUUAUGUUCUAAUGGGGACAUUUGAAAUCACAAUAUUAAUCUAAAAUGAUUUCAUGAGACAAAUAAGUCCGACUUCUGUGUUACAAACCUGUGGCGCCCACAAGCUUCUCUAAACAGGAGUCACUUCAGCUGCUCUUUAAAACAGUCCACAGAGUGAGCCACAGCAGGUUCUGACUGCAGGAGCCGAGGGAGGUCCAGAGGAGAAGGGGGUUCAAAGGUCCAGGAUGUACCAGGGGCCUGCCUGUGGACCGCUCUAAAAGUAAUCUCUACUAUUUUAAAAUCAAUCCUGAACUUUACAAAAGCUGGUAGAGAGGAUGAAAGAUCUGGUGUUCCUAAACGCCUGGCACCAGAGUUUGCCACAGUUGAGUUUUCUCAAAUAUGUGUGAAUGAAACAACACACAAUUCCAGGUGUGUUUUUGAGGAAGUAGCAGUAUUAUAACUUGGCUUCAAAUUCACAGUCAAUUUUGUGUAAUAUAAUGUAGGACUCAUAAGCCUCUGACCUGUUCUACAAACUGGACUUUUUAGUAGUCAAUGAAAAGUCCAGGUCGAUGAGUAGUUUCUUCUUUUUGACCCUCUGAAGUUGUCCUUGGAGUGAUUUAAACAUGUUUGUGUCGUGUGCAGUCGCUUCUGUUCAAGACACUAUUUUGCAGAUAUACCUGUUUCACCUCCACCGGUUUCUUUAUGAAGUCAUUUUAGAUGAAUGUUGUGAUUUAAAUUGUCCAAAUGAGAACAUACUGAUCCACAGACGUCAGACAUAGAACUAUAGAACACACACAAGCAGGAUCUGUGUGCUUUACAGUCCAUCCACUUGAGCAGAGCUGUGACCACAUGGCUCCUGUUUGGCUCUUUACUCCCAGGUCCCAGUUGGAGCUUGGUGUUAACAGUGUCUCCCUGUGCUGCGGUCUAGCUCCCCCUGCUGCUGUGUUUAUGAACACUUUUCAUUUACACAACAGGAACAACAAGAAGAGUAACAUUAUUUCAAAAUCAUUUUACUCAAGUAGUGGUCCAUGUAAGUAAGAGUAAAAACAUAUUUAGGAAAAGUACCACUCAAGUAACAGCAACUUAAAGAGUAACUCUUCAGAUGCAGCAUCCGAUUUAGAAUUAGAAGUGAAUGUAAUGUGAAUGAAAAAACAUGAACUAAUGCACAAAAUCUACUAUUUUCAAAUGACACAAAAACAAACUAAAUCUUCUCUGAAGGAGCUGGAAGAAACACAAAUGUUCAAAUCAUUUCAGAUUGUCACAUAAAGACUGUGUCACUUUAGACUCACUCACAGUGGGAAGA
This is a messenger RNA of Boleophthalmus pectinirostris (great blue-spotted mudskipper), 2020 nucleotides long. RefSeq names its product dual specificity protein phosphatase 19. The coding region runs from base 1 to 630 and encodes 209 amino acids. Gene Ontology annotation, biological process: protein dephosphorylation; regulation of MAP kinase activity. The record is from RefSeq and is a predicted model, not a curated record. NCBI's taxonomy places the organism in Eukaryota, Metazoa, Chordata, Actinopteri, Gobiiformes, Gobiidae. Gene Ontology annotation, cellular component: cytoplasm. The transcript is spliced from 4 exons. Gene Ontology annotation, molecular function: JUN kinase phosphatase activity.